AUGUCGAUAAACUACUUUAAACAUUCAGUUGGCGUUAUACAUCUGAUUCGUUUUAUUUGUUUAAUUCUUCUAUUAAGUUUAGCUGAACUAAAAAUUUCUUCUUGUAGUUCAUCUCUAAAUGAAUUUCUUGGUUUUAAUCAUUCGUCGAUACUUUUUUAUUAUAUUUUAAUAUGGAUAUCAUUUUCAUUUGAAAUCUAUUUUCUUAUUAAUCGUUUAUUUGGUUUAGAAAUUGUUCAAGCUAAAAAAUCGACUUUUAUCUUAAAUGCAUGUUUAUCUUUUUCAUAUUUUCUUGCAUCUUGUUUUACACUAUACGCAAUUCUUAAUUAUACACAUGGGCAUGUCAUAACUCAACAUGAUUUCGGUGAUCCAAAACUACGAAUUAUCAUUAUUACACAUGACUGUAACAUAUUACGUUUAAUCGGAAUUAUAUUUGGUUUUCUAAUUAGUAUAUUCUAUUUCAUUGCUACCAUACUAAUUUAUAAAUUAAAAGAUUAA
Molecule: messenger RNA, 495 nt
Organism: Rotaria socialis
Lineage: Eukaryota; Metazoa; Rotifera; Eurotatoria; Philodinida; Philodinidae
Source: the annotation of a GenBank genome assembly